AAGCAGCGGCGGCCGGGGCGGAGCGGGAUCGAGCCCUCGCCGCGGCCUGCCGCCAUGGGCCCGCGCCGCCGCCGCCGCCUGCUUCCCGGGCCACGCGGGCCGUGAGCGCCAUGGCCGUAGCCCCCGCGGGCGGCCAGCACGCGCCGGCGCUGGAGGCCCUGCUCGGGGCGGGCGCGCUGCGGCUGCUCGACUCCUCGCAGAUCGUCAUCAUCUCCACCGCGCCCGAUGUCGGCGCCCCGCAGGUCCCCGCCGGCCCGGCCGCGCCGCCCGCCGGCCCCCGCGAUCCUGACGUGCUGCUCUUCGCCACGCCGCAGGCGCCCCGACCCGCGCCUAGUGCACCGCGCCCGGCCCUCGGCCGCCCGCCGGUAAAACGGAGGCUGGAUCUGGAAACCGACCAUCAGUAUCUGGCUGGUAGCAGCGGGCCAUUCCGGGGCAGAGGCCGCCACCCAGGGAAAGGUGUGAAAUCUCCGGGGGAGAAGUCACGCUAUGAGACAUCACUAAAUCUGACCACCAAACGCUUCUUGGAGCUGCUGAGCCGCUCAGCUGACGGCGUGGUUGACCUGAACUGGGCCGCUGAGGUGCUGAAGGUGCAGAAGCGGCGCAUCUAUGACAUCACCAAUGUCCUCGAGGGCAUCCAGCUCAUUGCCAAGAAGUCCAAGAAUCAUAUCCAGUGGCUAGGCAGCCACACCAUGGUGGGAAUCAGUAAGCGGCUUGAAAGCCUGACCCAGGACCUACAGCAACUGCAGGAGAGCGAGCAGCAGCUGGACCACCUGAUGCACAUCUGCACCACCCAGCUGCAACUGCUCUCCGAGGACUCAGACAGCCAGCGCCUGGCCUAUGUGACCUGCCAGGACCUUCGAAGCAUCGCAGACCCUGCAGAACAGAUGGUCAUAGUGAUCAAGGCCCCUCCCGAGACCCAACUACAAGCUGUGGGUUCUGCGGAGACAUUUCAGAUCUCCCUUAAGAGCAAACAAGGCCCCAUCGAUGUUUUCCUGUGCCCUGAGGAGAGUACAGCAGGGCUCAGCCCCGGGAGGACCCCAUGCCAGGAGACAUCUGGGGAGGACAGGACCGCUGACAUUGGCACUGCAGGGCCUCCACCAUCACCUCCCUCGACAUCCCCAGCCUUGGAUCCCAGCCAGUCCCUGCUAGGCCUGGAGCAAGAACCAGUAUUGUCACGGAUGGGCAAUCUGAGGGCCCCCACAGAAGAUGACCGUUUGUCACCCCUGGUGGCUGCUGACUCACUCCUAGAACAUGUCCGAGAAGACUUCUCUGGGCUCCUCCCUGGGGAGUUCAUCAGCCUUUCCCCCCCCCACGAGGCCGUUGACUACCACUUUGGUCUCGAGGAGGGUGAGGGCAUCAGAGAUCUCUUUGACUGUGACUUUGGGGACCUGACACCUCUGGAUUUCUGACAGAAGCCUAGGGAGCCAGGGUGUCUGGUGAUGCCCACCCUGUCUGCAGCUUUGGAGCCUCCUGCCCCGGGCCACCUUUCCUGCCUCAUUGGAAAAGCAUGAUUCAUACCCUCUUCUCUGUCCAGUAGCUUCUGGCUCUGCCACACUGAGCAGACCGAAAGGGGAAGGAUUUUGUAUGGUGUGUGUGCAUGCACCCCAAGCUGCACACCGUGUGCCUGGGGUGAGAGAGAGUGUGUGUGUGUGUGUGUGUGUGUGUGUGUGUGUGUGUGUGUGAGCGUGUGUGCAUGUGUGUGUGCGCGCGUGCCUGCCGGGGAAUGAAGGUGAACACAUCUGUAUGUGUGCUGCAGAUACAUCCUGGUGUGUCCACGUGUGUGUGCGAAUCCACGUGUGUGCAUUGGGGUGGGGACGGCGCUCUAACUGCACUUUUGGUGUCCUUGCUGCAGGGGCCCUGUUAGGCCCCAGGUGGCUGCCUGCUCCCCGAACCCUGCCUCAGCCCAGCCAGGUGAGGCGGUUUGGCUGGCUGGGUUUGCAGGGCAGCAAGAGCACUGCUUAAAGGUUUUCCGAUCGAAGCUUUAAUGGAGCGUUAAUUUAUUUAUCAAGGCCUCUCUGGCAAGCCUGGGGAGUGAGCAAAGGGUGGGAGGAUUGUGGGGUUGACACCCCAACUUCCUGUACUCUGCAGCAAGGGCAGGGUCCCCUAACUUCUUUUGCCCUACCCCAAAGGAGCUGAGGCCCAAGGAGUUUAUUUAUUGGGAAAGGGGGGGAGGGAGUCACUGACAUCCAUGGAUGGGUUGGGAAAAUGGUCCCUCUUUAGAAGGUUGUGCUAGCGCUUUGGCUGCAUCCAUGUGGGUUUGAGAUGGGAAGCAUGAGGGCCUUCACUGACAGGGUGGACAGGAUGGGUGGGCCUGGGGUCCCUCCUGUGGUUGGAGUGCUCUGUUAUCCCUGCCCACCCUCCAAUCAGCACUUUUGAUUUGUUUCCUAACAGUUCUGUUCCUUCCUGCUUUGGUUUUAAUAAAUAUUUUAAUGGUGUUA
Molecule: messenger RNA, 2438 nt
Organism: Meriones unguiculatus (Mongolian gerbil)
Lineage: Eukaryota; Metazoa; Chordata; Mammalia; Rodentia; Muridae
Gene: E2f1
Product: E2F transcription factor 1
Exons: 7
Coding region: 111-1409 (432 amino acids)
Biological process (GO): G1/S transition of mitotic cell cycle; regulation of transcription by RNA polymerase II
Cellular component (GO): Rb-E2F complex
Molecular function (GO): RNA polymerase II cis-regulatory region sequence-specific DNA binding; DNA-binding transcription factor activity, RNA polymerase II-specific; protein dimerization activity
Source: RefSeq, a predicted model, not a curated record